Messenger RNA from Vitis riparia (riverbank grape), 974 nucleotides. RefSeq lists its product as uncharacterized. The transcript has a single exon. The record is from RefSeq and is a predicted model, not a curated record. The coding region runs from base 142 to 573 and encodes 143 amino acids. Lineage: Eukaryota; Viridiplantae; Streptophyta; Magnoliopsida; Vitales; Vitaceae.
AAUGAUCACCACCCUCGCUUUGUUAUUAAAUCACCAAAUUCCAACCUCCAUAGCCACAUAUCACGAUUUUCUCUCUCUAGAUUUCGGAUUUUCCAGAGAGAAAUCCCUCUCUAGGUAUUGGGAGUUUUAGAGAGAGAGGCGAUGGAGGUAGAGAGUGUGAGCGUGUUCCGAGGACUGAGAUCCUUCUGGGCGAGAAAAGGAGGGUAUGUGCGCCUCAAUGGAUCGGGAAGGAGGAAGAACCGGGUCGAGCUUGCUCGGCUCGGUUCCAACCGUCGACGGCGGUUCUGGCGGAUCAAGCCUAAGUUCCGCUUCUUCAGAAUACCUUCUCCAAAGAAGUUCUUUAUAUGGCUGCGCGACGCGUACGUGAAGAUGAUGCUGGGGUUCGCCAAUUCGAGAGUUAUGAGCAGCGGCUACAGCGGCGUCUUGGGCGAUGGCAUUGGCGGCUUUGGGCAGCGACCGCUAAAGGAGUACGAUGAGAAGAUGAUCAUAGAAAUCUACAGGUCGUUGGUUAUGGCUCAGGGUCUGGCUCCGCGCGACGUCACCGCAAUCGGUUCGGUAGUCCAUUUCCGGUAAGUAUGCCAAAUUUACCGGAUCGUAGGGCGGGGUUUUACCUGGUAAUUGGAAUUUUUUUUUUUUAAUAAGUUGUAAAAAUAAUAUAACAACUCUAGCCGUCGAAUCUCUCUUCUUGAAUCUCGCCUUGGGAAGAAAAAAAAUUAAAAAAAAAAAAAAAAAAAAAGUUCGAUUUUGAAUCUCAAAUCCUUAAUCUUCGAGCCGUCGUUUAAUUUUAGUAUUAUUAUUAUUUAAUUUUUGAAUCAAAUUAAAAUUACCAACACAUAUGGUGUUGCAUGUUGGAUGUAGCCUUCCCUGUAGAAGGGAAUAUUUACAUGUGGCAGACCAAAUUUUAGGCCAAUACGAACACUAAUGUUUAAAGAUAUGAGUUGUACUAAGAUUGAUACAACACAUAAUUAUACUUA